GGUAGUUGUUGCAUAGCUUUAGCGACUCUGCAACUUCCGAUCAAUUGAUGGCUUCUCGCCGGGAAAGAACAAGCAGUACAAUUGGGCCGAAGCAAUAUAGUUUUGAAGAAUUAGCAGCGGCAACUGGUCGUUUCUCCCGCAAAAACCUUCUUGGCGAGGGUGGUUAUGGUGAAGUCUUCAAGGGAUUUCUAGAUGAGCACCGUGCUAUUAAGAAACUUAGAAUUAUUUCAUCGGAUGAACAGAGGAAAAAAGAAUUGGAGCACGAGAUCAAGGUCAUUAACAGUGUCAGUCACAGAAAUCUUGUUAAGCUGGUUGGCUACUGCAUUGAAGAAAACGAUGUGUUGCUCGUUUUAGAGUAUUUUCCAAAUAAGUGCUUGAAAUAUAAUUUACAUGUUGAGUUUUAUUUUAUUUUAAUUUUUUUUUUCUUUCCAAGCUCUUAGUUUUAUAUAUGUGCAAACUGAUUAACUUACAAAUAUUAAAUGGCAUGUAGAAAGAAAAGGGAGGAUUUUGGUUUGGCAAGAAAGAAUGCAAAUCGCCAAAGGCUUAGCAAAAGGAUUGGAAUAUUUGCAUGAAGACUGUGAGUAUUUAAUAUGAAAUUAGCUGCUUGCUAAAUGCUAGGAUAUUUUUUAUGGGGAAAAAAACAUAUUUUCUUAAUAUUUUUCAGGUAAUUUUAGAAUCAUACAUCAGGAUAUCAAACCGGGUAAUAUUCUUCUUGAUGACAAUUUUGAAUCAAAGGUAAGUUAAUUAAAUAAUAUACGAAACUUAUCAUAGGUGUAAUCAAAGUCACUAUAUAUAGUAAAACUCUAAGUUAAUUCCCUUUUUGUUGGCAAAAUUAUGCCAACACAUUAAUUCUAAUGUUGGUUUUCUUUGAUAGAUGGCACAGUAGAUCUGCUAAUGUUUAGAUUAUUUUGUGCAGAUUGCAGAUUUUGGACUCGCCUUAUUUCUCCCAGAUAAUGCUACUCAUGUUUCCCAAUAAGCUGUGGGAACUGAAGUGUGAGACAUAUAUAUUAUCUCUUAAUUAAAUUGCCAUCUAUACAAGGAAAAAUAAAAAGUAAAAACAAUGAAAACUUAGCAAAGGUCAUAUUUUGGCCUCUCUAGUAUAGACUUUUAUUUUCUAGAGAAGGAUUUUUAACCUGAUUCUUCAUUGUGUUUUCAACUACAGUUAUAUGGAGAAAUCAAAAAGAAUUUCUAAGAAAUCAGAUGUUUAUUCAUUUGGUGUAGUGCUUCUUGAGCUGAUCACCGGCAGAAAACCAAUAUGCGAUGGCAUUGAUAUUGUUAACUGGGCAAAAAAUCCAAUUAAACAAGCUUUGAUGGGACAGUAUUCGGGUUUUGUCGAUUCCAAAUUGCAAAGCUAUAAUGUAGAAGAAAUAAAGCUGAUGAUUUGUUGUGCUGAACACUGUGUUUAUAAACCUUCAACGGAUCGUCCAAGAAUACGAGAGAUAGUUCGAGUUCUUGAAGGAUUUAUUCCUCCUCAGGAUAAGGAUGCUACUGACUUCCUCCAGCAUAGGGUGCAGAAGCUUUCCAUCAUUCCAGAAACUGAUGAUAAUGACAGUGUGGAGUCUGAAGUUUAUAGUACGAGGAUGUUUCCUUAUCAACAACUUGAAAGAGCGACUCAAGGUUUCUCCCAAUUUCUUGGUGAGGGAAGUCUAGGUCUAGUUUAUAAGGGAUACCUGGAUGGCAAAGAAGUUGCUGUAAGGCAACUUAAAGAUCUUCCAGAUGAAAAACAAAAAGAAAAUUUGGAGAAAGAUAUUAAGAUCAUUGGCAGUGUGAAUCACCCAAAUCUUGUCAGGCAGAUUGGAUACAGCAUUCAAGGACUCAAUAGAUUUCUUGCUCUAGAGUUUUUCCCCAGUAUCUCCUUGAAAUCUCUUUUACAUGGAAAGCGAACAUUGGAGUGGUCAAAAAGAGUAAAAAUCGCAAUAGACUCUGCAAGAGGAUUGGAAUAUCUUCAUGAAAAUUGUAAAAUUGUACAUGGAGAUAUUAUGACAAAUAAUAUUCUUAUUGAUAAUAAUUUUCAGCCAAAGGUUACAAACUUUGGACUUAUCAAGUAUUACAGAUCUGAGAGAACUGUUGUUUAUGCAGAUCCUGAAGAUAGAAAAAGAAUUUCUGAAAAUUCAGAUAUUUAUGCUUUCGGUGUUGUGCUUUUAGAAUUGAUUACCGGCAUAGAAUCCAGGAAAAAAGGCACCAAUAAUAUUGUUAACAAGGCAAAAACUUUAAUGAGACAAGCAAUGAAAAGAGAGUAUACCACUAUUCUUGAUCCUACAUUGCAAGGUAAUUAUAAUAAAAUAGAAAUAGAUCGAAUGUUUUGUUGUGCUGCUGCGUGUGUCUAUAAACCUUCAGCAUUUCGUCCACAGAUAAAGAAGAUAGUUGGAGUUCUUAAAGGAAGUAUUCCUCGGAAGGACAUAUGGAAUGAGAGUGACAAUCAAUUCUUAUCGAAUACUAUAGUUAAAGAAUCUCCACCUUUGUUAACAAAACCAGAGAAAAUGGUUGAAGAGGGAAACGUGAUUGCCUGCCACACAGUGAAGGCUUGGAAGAAGCAGUAUAAGAGGGGAAAGCGAUUGAUUGUGGUGGAUUUUAGUGCUUCCUGGUGUGGGCCUUCUCGUUUCAUGAGUCCAAUUCUGGCAGGGUGGGCGAAGUUGAUGCCAAAUGUCAGAUUCUUGACGGUGGAUGUUGAUGAAUUGAGUUCUGUUGCAAGAAAUUGGGCAAUUGAGGCAAUGCCAACAUUUUUGCUCUUGAAACGAGGACAAUUACUCGACAAGGUUGUUGGUGCCAACGUACCGCUACUGCAGUUGACCAUCGCAAGGCAUGCUGGUGGCGCACACAGGACUUUAGGACCUGAAGUGUUGAAUCCUGCUAUAUUUUCACAACCUACAAAUGUCUACGUGACACUUCCAACCGGAUAUGCACAACCGCAAUUCAUUAGCAUGACUUCUGUUCAGAAUCCACAAAUGUUUCCUCCUUAUCCUAACUAUCCAUACUAAAGAAAAUAGUUUGGCUCGGAGAUUUCAAUAUGAAUUUAGUUUUUAGAAGCUUACUAAAUACUAUAAUUUAGCUGUUCUUUUUUUUUUUUUCUCCCGGUAUCAAGAAUCUCCAUCGUGGUUAACAAAACCAAAGAAAAUGGCUGAAGAGGGAAAGGUGA
Molecule: messenger RNA, 3136 nt
Organism: Manihot esculenta (cassava)
Lineage: Eukaryota; Viridiplantae; Streptophyta; Magnoliopsida; Malpighiales; Euphorbiaceae
Product: proline-rich receptor-like protein kinase PERK15
Exons: 11
Coding region: 1167-2978 (603 amino acids)
Biological process (GO): protein phosphorylation
Molecular function (GO): protein kinase activity; ATP binding
Source: RefSeq, a predicted model, not a curated record